Molecule: messenger RNA, 3159 nt
Organism: Trichophyton benhamiae CBS 112371
Lineage: Eukaryota; Fungi; Ascomycota; Eurotiomycetes; Onygenales; Arthrodermataceae
Exons: 1
Coding region: 1-3159 (1052 amino acids)
Source: RefSeq, a predicted model, not a curated record
AUGGCUAAGAAGGGGGCAAAGAACAAAGACAAAGAGACCAAGGCCAAGGGUGGCAAAGGAAAGGCUUCUAAAAAACAGCAAAAACAAAAACAGGAAGAGGAGGAAGAGAAGGUUCAGACCGAACAGCAAGCUCAGCAACCCGAGGAUGACCAAAGCACAUCCGUAGAAUCAGAACAAGCCCAGGCACAAACCGAAGAUCCGCUUCAGAAACCUGAGGAAGACUCGAAGUCUGAUGAGGCUGCACAGCCCGUUGAAGACUCAAAACCUGAGGAAGAGUCAAAGCCAGUGGCUGAGGUAAUACCCGAAGAGCCUAAAGCCGAGGAAGAGCCUAAGGUCGAGGAACCUAAGGCUGAAGAACCGAAGGUCGAAAUUGAAUCGACUUCCGAAGAACCCAAGCCUGAAGAAGAGGCUAAGGUCGAGGAGGUGGCGACCGAGGAGCCCAAGGUUGAAGAUGAGCCCGUUGUUGAAGCUCCGGCUGUUGAAGAGUCACCAUUAACCGAGGAGGCACCCCUGGCUGCGGAAGCACCAACAGCAGAGGAGACCGCCCAGGUUGAAGAUGCUCCUAUCGCUGGGGAAGUCCCUCCCGUUGAGGAAAUAUCUCCCGUAGAGGACGUACCAGUGACUGAAGAAGUACCAGUCGUUGAGGAACCGCCUAAGCUUGACGAAGAGCCUAAGGCUGAGGACGAUCUCAAGGUCGAUGAAGUACCGAAGGCUAAAGAACUGCCUGACGAGGAAGGAACAAAAGCGGAUGAUCAACUAGGCACGACCGAGGAACCAAUACCUGACGAGCCCCAACCUGCGGAAGAGGCUGUUCCUACAGAGGAAGCAAGCCCUGAAGAGGCGGCACUUGAAGAAACAAAGCCUCAAGAUGCCGUACCGGAAGUCGAAGAGAAAUUCGAAAAAGCAGAACCUGAACCUGAGACACAGAUUGAAGAAGACAAAUUCGAGGAAGUAAUACCAGAACAUGAGGCAAAGCUGGAAGACAAUGUGGUUUCAGAUGUUGUUCCGCUUCCAGAAGAGGUUCAGCAGGAAGGAGACAAACAACCCGAACAAGCGACUGAGUCGGUGAAAGAAGGUGAAAGAGCUUGGGGCGAACAAGAGCAAGAAGAACAAGAAACUGUCAUUGAGGCUCCCAUUGCUCAAAAAGUCUCUUCACCAUCUCCAGCUCCCUCUCAAACCCAGUCGUCUCCCUCGAAAAACCCAUCUAAACCUCCUUCGAUCAUCCAAAGUCUUCCUCCACUGCCGAGAUCCAUUACUUCUACACCAUCAAACUUGAGCUUAAGCCAAGCUUUCCCAUCCCCAAAGCUCUCCUCCUCUGGGAGUCAAAGUAAGCCUGGAGGAAAAGGCACAAGCACGGUUGCAGGGGAUGAAUUCCAAGAAGCUGAAGAAAUAGUCCCUCCGGUCGCCACAAAUACCUCACAUAAAGGCCGAUCUGCUUCACCUCGAUCUCAGUACGAUGUAACUGACAGUGACUACCAAACUGCUUACGGGUCUGCCAAAACACCCACCACUAGGGCUGUAUCAAACGGAGCAUAUUCACCAUCUGACGUUCCUUUGCCUUCACCUUCUGUAUCAGAAGCCAGGACAAAAUCCGCUUCUCCCCCGGGACCUUCUUAUGAAUAUACCCACCAACCGCAGCCUAUACCUGCGGCCGCACCACACUUCGCCUAUCCCUAUCCAUACGCCCAUCUUUAUCAGCAAAACUCCAACUACCCGAGCAGUCCAGUCAUGGAACAGACACAGGCAAAUGUGGUUACUCCUCAGUACUCACCUGUUAUGCACCCUUCCCCACAGCCCAAUUAUGCAACUUCUUUCAGCCAGCAACAAGGCAGGAGAGCUAGUCGAUCAUCGAGGAGCCAAUACGACUACUAUUUUGGCAAUACAUCCCAGUACCGCUCUGCUCGGGAGUCGAUGUCUCAGCCUACCGAGAAUGGAAAGCCAUACUUGAACGGUGAACGUGACCUUGCCGACACGGUUAACCUUCUUCAUCGCAUACAAAAUGUUAUCCCUGACCUUAACAAACUGGUUGUCAGCUAUCGUGAGGCACAGAGUCAAUUGUCCGCCAGGGAGGCCGAAAACAAGCAAAUCGAAGCCCAACAUGAACAGGCUCUCCUACACAAGGAGUACUAUAUCGAAGCUUUGCAGAACCAGAUGAGAAAGGUUGCUAACGAACAUGCAGAGGAGUGCUCCAAGCUAAAGGGUAAAAUAGGUGCCCUUGGAGUUGAACUCAGUGAUCUGCAAGAGAGAAAUAGAAACACCGAGGACACAUUAGUUGAGACUCAAAAGGCAAGGGACGAGCUGCUUCGUGCUCGCGAUGAACUGGAAAGCGAGGUUGAUCAUAUUCAGAAAGAGAUCGAAGCAGCCCGCGAAGCACACGAACGCGACAUUGCGAGGCUCAGAAUGGAGGCUGAGAAGUCAGAAGAGAAAGCGCUUGCUGAGCAGAAGGAAAGGCUAGAAGACCUGUUCCAGGAAAUUAAGAAUGAAGAUGACAGGCUUGCUGCUGAGCAUCUCAAGGCUCGUGAGGAUGAGCUUCUGGGCCAGCUAGCAGCGAAGCAGGAGGAACUGGAUGCCAACGAUGCGGCACUCAAGUCGAAAGUGGAAGAGCUCAGGGUUACACAGGAAGAACUGGAUGAGAAGAAAGCUGAGCUUGCGGAGAAAUUCUCGGAGCUCGAAGCCCUCAAAGAAGAGCUGGCGAAUACGAAGAAUGACCUUGAGGCCAAACAACAGGAGUGCGAGUCUAGACAAAAUGAGCUUGAACUUACUCGAAAGGAUCUCGAAGAGACCAAGCGUCAUCAUGAAGAGGAGCUCUCCGCCUUGAGAGAUGCGUUGGACGUCCAAACCAACAAUGUCAAGGAAAUCAAAGAGCGUUUGGCUAACAUGGUCCUCGAACACCGCAACCAAGAAGAGACCUGGCAGAAGGCCCGCGAAGGCUACGAAGCCCAGCUUAGCGAGAAGGCUGAAGAACUGAAGCUCAGCAACGAAGAGAAGGAGGUGCUCGAACGAGAAGGUCUGGCAAAGGAGGAGAGACUCCAGAGCAUAGUAGAAGAGAUGCGCCAGACCCAUAAUAACCUGAACAAGGACCGUGAGAGGUUGAAGAAAACGCUACAUAGCCUUGGAGAAGCGACAGACAUGAAGAUGAAGGGAGACUCGUUCUUGUAA